Aspergillus japonicus CBS 114.51 is the source of this 1788-nucleotide messenger RNA. Its product is annotated as putative MFS glucose transporter. The record is from RefSeq and is a predicted model, not a curated record. Gene Ontology annotation, biological process: monosaccharide transmembrane transport. The transcript has 2 exons. Gene Ontology annotation, molecular function: hexose transmembrane transporter activity. Gene Ontology annotation, cellular component: membrane. Lineage: Eukaryota; Fungi; Ascomycota; Eurotiomycetes; Eurotiales; Aspergillaceae. The coding region runs from base 151 to 1620 and encodes 489 amino acids.
GUCAUCUAGACGCAGCUCGGCACUUAACAACAACCCUCCUUUUUUGACAUUGGUGAUGACUGGACCGAAACCUACUUGAAAGUCUCCAUUGGUCGAUGACUUGAUUGUUGUACGAGGAAUAUCCUUGCAAUUUCAACUUCCAACCAUAGAAUGGCUUCAGGGGACUCGACCCGAUCUAGGGUCACGCCGUACUUGGUCUAUCUCGUGUUCAUAACCACCCUAGGACCGCUGCAAUUCGGAUAUCACCUUGCUGAAUUAAACGCACCUCAAGCCGUGAUCACUUGCGAGCAAAAGAGCAUUCACUCUGCUACAAGCGCAGCCUCACUUCCGCAAUGCAUACCGAUGAACCCGUCCCAGUUCGGCCUGGUAUCAUCGAUUUACACCCUUGGUGGCCUAGUCGGAGCUCUGUUGGCAGGGCCAGUAUCCACCAAACACGGUCGCUUGUUCACUCUCCGCGCUACGACUAUAUUCCAUAUCUUGGGUCCCGUAGCUGAGACCUUCGCAUCCAACAUACCGUUGCUAAGCGUUGGCCGCUUCCUAUCGGGAGUCGGGUCCGGGGCCGCUAUUGUUGUCGGUCCAAUUUAUGUUUCCGAAAUAGCCCCUCCUGCUGCAAGGGGCUUCUUCGGCGCCUUCACGCAAGUCAUGACGAACGUUGGGAUCUUGCUCACACAAACGCUGGGGUACUUCCUGAGUUACGGAAGUGUAUGGAGGGUCGUUCUUGCCGUCGCCGGCUUCAUCGGGGCUCUGCAGCUUCUGGGACUCUUUCUGGUUCCGGAGAGUCCUACCUGGCUUGCAGAGCAUCAGAAGGGCAGCUUGGCCAGGAAGGUACUGCAGCGUCUGCGCGGGAAGGAUGCUGAUAUUGAAGAGGAGGUCAAAAGCUGGUCCAGCCCCUCCGUUGAUGCUGCAGAUGGAUCGGGAGAGGAGCAGUCACUGCUGACACCACCAUCGAGCAAUAUGCCACCGAAACAGCCACCAGUUACCAUCCUCAGAGCCGUCACAGAUCCUUAUUAUCGACCAGCUAUUGUUGCCGUCGUUGGUGUCAUGAUUGCCCAGCAAUUCACAGGAAUUAACAGCAUCAUCAUGUACAGCGUCUCGCUUCUUCAGAGCAUCCUUCCUACUACCGCAGCCCUACUGGCAGUGGCCAUCUCGGGUAUCAACUUGGUUAUCACACUUGCCUGCACUCCUUUGCCUGACAAGAUCGGGCGUAAGAAAUGCCUUUUGCUUAGCAUCAGCGGCAUGGGGAUAAACUCCUUACUCUUAGCUCUGGGUAUCUACACCAGCCAGAAAGCCUUGUCUGCAAUCGCUGUGCUGCUGUUUGUGGCCUGCUUUGCUGUCGGUGUAGGGCCUGUGCCGUUCAUCCUUGCGUCUGAGCUGGUUGGUCCGGAGGCUGUGGGCGCCGCACAGAGCUGGGCGCUUGCGGCCAAUUGGACUGCGACAUUCAUUGUGGCGCAAUUCUUCCCUGUCUUGAACCAGGCUCUGGAUCGAGGCAGGAUAUAUUGGGUCUUUGCUGCUAUGGCUUGUCUUUUCGGAGCGUUCAUUUACUGGCGGGUUCCUGAAACCAAGGGCAAAGCCAGCUCCGAUGAGGUUUGGGGCAGGGUUGAUCGACGAAGAAGUGACUAAAGCGACCUAUUGCAGGAUUACUAUUGUUGGCUCAUAGCCUUGGAUGGGUUAAAAGCGGGAUACAGAUAGGAAAGGACUUCAGUCGACUUGCCUGAAGGGCAAAAAGAUUUAGGCCCAUGACAACCAGCGCUUGCACUUGCUAAGCUCCAGUACCACCAUAAUCUAAAU